AUGAACACCCGUCAGUUGCUGGUGGUCGGCCUGAUCGUCCUGCUAACCGUGGCCAGCCUGUGCGAUGCGAGGCGCCGUUUUCCCAACCGGCGGCGUGGUCCUUCGCGGAAAACGCUCAAACAGCUGUACUACGAGUCGCGCGAAACAAACACACCCAACUUUGUCCGGCUGGUGCUGAUGCGGCUGAUCUACGGCAUUGCGACCCAGAUGGGAGUUGAGGAGCGGCUGGACAAUGUGUUUGGUGGUGCAUUCGUACCGCCGAACGCUGUCGACGAUAGUUCGGACUUUUUCGACGUGCUGAGCGACGAAAGUGGAGAAGAUUUUAGCUUCGGACUGUGA
Anopheles maculipalpis is the source of this 339-nucleotide messenger RNA. RefSeq lists its product as uncharacterized. The record is from RefSeq and is a predicted model, not a curated record. The coding region runs from base 1 to 339 and encodes 112 amino acids. Lineage: Eukaryota; Metazoa; Arthropoda; Insecta; Diptera; Culicidae. The transcript has a single exon.